ACUCUCUCUUCUUCACAAAAAGAUCCCCUCGAAACUGGCGCACAAUUCUUUUAUCAAACUCGUUUCGUAUACCCCGCAACUGACUCUCGGACAGGACCCCCUCGUCAGGGAUCUUCCAGAUCAUACGUUAAUUUUUUAGAAUUAACCGAACUUAAUAACAUCAGAUAAAACAAUAGCCCUGUAUCCGCAACUUUUUUUAAUACCUUUCCUGUCAGUUGAAAAUUCUUGCGUAUACAUACGACGUGUCUAUCAAACCAAAACACUUUCAAUUAAAGCGUUGUUCAAUCUUUAUUUUUGGUUUCUGUAUCCACGAACAUAUACCUUCGGCGAAUUCCUCAACUCUCUCGUUCCUCUACUUCUUUUCCCCUUCUUUCGCUACAUUUUGCACAAAAGAAGUGAACACAGAGCGUGUAAUUUGUCAAUCCGCGGGGCGUAAUAGAGCAGCUCGAUCUGUCUUCGAAGAAGCGCGCCUUUUACACCAUGGGUUCGAGCCAGUCCAGGCGUACGAACUCUUCCAACCUGGCGCACAGAAGGGGUAGUUCUAACUCACUAGGAAGAAUGCAUACCAGCCAAUCUCUUGAAGAUUUGGCUAACCAGGAAAUGGAAAGAAUUGCCAUUGAGUGCUCUCUAGCUGAUGCGCCUCUUCCGCCUGGCUGGGAGCAAGUAUCGUGUCACAGACAUCCCACAUAUUUUGUGGAUCAUUUGAACAUGACCACAACGUAUGCAGAUCCCCGGUUUCCAAACAACGUGAGCCGUAGCCACGGUCAGAGAAAGUCCAAACCGCCACCAUACGAGCUGAAUUUUUACUCCAAAUGCCAGCACUUGAGAGCGAGAGCGAGGAAGCUUUGCAGCGAACGUGGUUCACUGCUUAUUGUCGUACGACGCGACAACCUGUUCAAGGAUUCCUUUGACUAUGUUUACAACCUCAAUGCUAAGACCUUUACCCGCCAGCUGAGCAUUCGAUUCGAAGGAGAAAAGGGACUGGAUUACGGAGGGAUGAGUCGUGAGUGGUUAUUAGAACUCAGUAAAGAAAUUCUGUCUCCUAAACAGGGCUUGUUUGUCCUUCGUGAUUAUUAUUACGACAUAGACAUCAAUUCAAUAGAGAAACCGGAUUUUUACGACCACUUCUACUUCGUGGGUGUGGUAUUGGGCAUAGCUGCCUACCACGGCAAAAUUUUCAGUUCGCGCUUCACGCUCAUCUUUUACAAGCGCAUGAUGAACCUGGAACCCAAUAUUGAGGAUCUCAAAGAAUACGAUGAGCAGAUAUAUAAUAGUCUCCGAUACAUUCUAGAGAUGACGGAAUCUGUAGCUGACUUGGACCUUAGUUUCGCCAUCGACGAAGACUUGAAUCGUGGCUCUGAAGGCGGUUUUGGGUCGAAGACCAGAGUCGUCUCUCUAAAGGAAAAUGGGCCGGAAAUACCCGUUGUGGACGAAAACAAGGAAGAAUAUGUCCAACUGUGUGUUCAAUAUUAUUUAGGUAAAGCGUCAAUACAAAUGGAGGCUAUCAAGAAUGGGUUUUGCCAAUUCUUUCCUCAGUCUCUUUUAAACGAGGUCUUAACUCCCCAAGAAUUGAGAUUGUUAAUCGAGGGCACAACUGAAAUAGAUCCAAGAGAACUUCGAAAAUACACUGACUAUCAAGGCGGAUACACCCCAGAUACACCAGUCAUAUUAUGGCUGUGGGAUAUCAUCUAUAACUUUACUCAUAAAGAGCUAAGACUGCUUCUUCAGUUUGUAACUGGUACGGAUCGUGUCCCGAUUGGCGGAUUCCAACAUCUCUAUGGAUCCUCUGACAUGCAGCAUUUCACCAUCAACAAGUCCAAGAGGCAGGGACUUCCGUCUGCUCACUCGUGCUUCAACCGAUUGGACCUCCCCGAAUACUCUGAAAAAGAGACACUGAGGUCUAACCUGAAAUACGCCAUUCAUGAAACAAGAGGAUUUGAUAUUGAAUGAGAAAAGACCUUUUUAAAGGGCGUCUCGUACAUCGUCCUCAUAGCUUACAUUUCCACGUCACGAAUUUUUUUUUGCAUUUAUCAAGCAUUCUACGACUUGAUUCUGGCCCCUUUAACCGCUUCAAAAACCUCGUCCCUUUUGCGUUAUAUAAAAGUUCUUUUUUUGUCCUCA
Schistocerca gregaria is the source of this 2121-nucleotide messenger RNA. RefSeq names its product E3 ubiquitin-protein ligase NEDD4-like. The transcript is spliced from 3 exons. Lineage: Eukaryota; Metazoa; Arthropoda; Insecta; Orthoptera; Acrididae. Bases 481 to 1950 code for a protein of 489 amino acids. The record is from RefSeq and is a predicted model, not a curated record. Gene Ontology annotation, molecular function: protein binding; ubiquitin-protein transferase activity.